AUGCCUCGUCUCCCCCUCGCCCUCCUCCGCCACGCAUACACAGUACACCCCCUCCUGCCUCUCCUCCUCCGCGAAUGCCGGGAUCUGCCAUCCGCCCGGAAUGAGCUACGAUGGCUGAGUGAGCAUGCCCUUGCUGCGUGCCGGGGUGAGCGCCGGGGAAGUAGGCAUAGGCACUGCCAUGGCGGGAAGGCAGGGAGUGGGCCAAUGGCUCAAGAAAUCGAUCGUAAUGGCGGUGUCGAUGCGGUGAGGGUGCAAUCGAGGCUGCGGGAGAUGGUGCGCCGGCGUGCGCGCGGCGUGCCGUUACAGUAUAUCCUCGGUGACCAGCCCUUUGGCGAGUUGGAGAUGCUGUGUCGGAGGGGGGUGUUGAUUCCGAGACCGGAGACGGAAUCAUAUACAACUCGCGUUGCCAACUUGUUGCUUUCGAAGCUCGCACCCACCAGGCGAAAGGGCCUCGCGCACAGGGACGAAUGUAAAUGUGAACACCUGCCGACCCUUCGCAUCGUUGACCUCUGCACGGGCACCGGCUGCAUUCCACUCCUCCUCCACUCCCUUCUCAGCCCCGUAUUCCCAAAACUGCAAAUAUGUGGGGUGGAUAUAAGCGCCCGCGCACUCAAGUUAGCACGGGAAAAUCUCAAGCACAACAUCGCACUUGGAAUGCUGAGCGAGAGGGCCAGGGAAGAGGUGUCAUUCGUCAAGGGCAAUGUGCUCUCUGGGCAAUCGGAGCUCUCUGAACUGUACACCAGCAGCGUGACUCCGUCAUCCAAGACCGCAGCCGCAGCCGCAGCAGCGGCGGAACCAGAAAUAAACCCCGUAAUCACCAUCCUUCUCUCCAACCCACCCUACAUCUCCCCCGCCCAAUUCGCCAACGGCACCACCGCCCGCAGCGUGCGCAGGUACGAGCCCAAACUUGCCCUCGUGCCGCCCGCCCGCGCCCCCAUCCAUCGGCAGCAACAGGGGCAUCCUCAUCCUCGGACGCAAUCGCCCUCAGCCGACCGCGCGCCAUUGCCUACCGCUAACAAUAAACCCCAGAACAGUAAUGCCGAUAAUACCACCACCACCACGACGGAUGCCGCUGGUGCAUCUUCUCUCCCAUCCCCAGCGGCAUCAGAACGCCGGCUGGAGAUGGGCGCCUGCGACGCAGCAGUCGUAGAUGCGCGGCGGGAGGAUAUGUUCUACCCGCACGUGCUCUCCGCGGCCCUGUCGUGGGUGGAUGCGGAUCUUGUCGUGCUUGAGUGUGGGGAUAAGGGCCAGGCGGGGAGGGUUGCGGAGAUGGCUCGGAGGGUCUUGGGCAGGCUGGGUGAUGGCGAUGGGGUGGAGGUGGAGGUUUGGAAAUGUGAUGAUGAUGGUGGUGGUGGUGGAUGUAGGCUUGGGAUGGGCGAUGGGGGUGAAGAUGGGGAUGAUAGUGAUGGUGAUGGUGGUGAUGAUGAUGACGAUGGAGGAGCCAGGGCGGUAGUGGUUCGACGGGGGGAUAUUUCGAGACAAGCAGCAAGAUAUUUGAUGUGA
This is a messenger RNA of Histoplasma capsulatum G186AR, 1503 nucleotides long. RefSeq lists its product as uncharacterized. The coding region runs from base 1 to 1503 and encodes 500 amino acids. NCBI's taxonomy places the organism in Eukaryota, Fungi, Ascomycota, Eurotiomycetes, Onygenales, Ajellomycetaceae. The record is from RefSeq and is a predicted model, not a curated record. The transcript is spliced from 2 exons. Gene Ontology annotation, cellular component: mitochondrion.